Messenger RNA from Leptosia nina, 729 nucleotides. Lineage: Eukaryota; Metazoa; Arthropoda; Insecta; Lepidoptera; Pieridae. The record is from the annotation of a GenBank genome assembly.
AUGCCACGUCGAUCUAUGCGAAUCGUUGGUGGCAAUGACACCACGAUACAAGACUAUCCAUUUAUGAGUAACAUGCAAUACAGUUUAUGGGGAAUGUGGUGGUAUCAGUCGUGUGGGGGUUCCCUUAUCACGUCUAGAACUGUUCUAUCAGCGGCACAUUGUUAUUUUGGUGACCAUCCAUCAGAAUGGAGGGUUGUGCUUGGUUCAUCUAUGGCCUCUAGCGGUGGGGCAGCUUAUAAGGUGUCUCAGUUAGUUUGGCAUCCAGAAUAUGACUCCACGACCUUAAAUAACGAUGUAGCACUAGUUAAACUUCAGACUAAUGCUCUCUUAUCCAGCAGAGUGGGAGUAGCACGAAUAGCUGGCCCAAACUAUGUUCUUAAAGAUGGUACAGUUGCGUAUGCUGUUGGCUGGGGUGCGACGUCCUCCGGGGGUGAUGCAUCCGAACAACUGCAACACGUAGAUGUGAAUCUGGUGAAUCAGCAUAUAUGUGACGAAAGAUACAGCUCCCUGAACAACUGGCCAACAAUCACAGAUGGAAUGUUAUGUGCCGGUGUACUUGAUGUUGGUGGAAAAGACGCAUGCCAGGGAGAUUCAGGAGGACCGUUAGUUCAUAAAAGGGACGUUGUUAUCGGCAUCACCUCUUGGGGUUAUGGUUGUGCUCACCCCAAUUUCCCCGGAGUCAAUACUAGAGUCUCAGCGUACACAAAUUGGAUCGUAUCGAACGCUUGA